Sceloporus undulatus (fence lizard) is the source of this 3771-nucleotide messenger RNA. It is a transcript of the gene FAM174C, whose product is annotated as family with sequence similarity 174 member C. Bases 205 to 639 code for a protein of 144 amino acids. The transcript has 3 exons. NCBI's taxonomy places the organism in Eukaryota, Metazoa, Chordata, Lepidosauria, Squamata, Phrynosomatidae. The record is from RefSeq and is a predicted model, not a curated record. Gene Ontology annotation, cellular component: extracellular region.
UCCAUUUUGGUCACACAGCUAGAGUAUGAAGAGCACCGCUCUAGCCCGUCUCUAUGGAAUCCUCUUUCCGUUCUAGCCAGUGCCACUCUAUGAUAACCGGAAGUCGGUCCGUCCUUGCACCGGGUCCCCUGCGCCACUUCCGGCGCGGCCGACUACUUUUACCUCCGCAGUGCCGCUUUGCUAUUUAAUUUAGCCACGGGCCGAAUGGCGGCGUCGGCUCCGCGCUUCGUUUGGUUGUUGGCGUUUGGGGCGGUGCUAGUGGCAGCAACGGGGCCGAAGGUGAACGAGACAGGAGAGGCGGACCAGGGCCCCGAGGGCCACAGCCGCCAUGAGGGCCCUGCGGCGCCCACCGCGCCUUCGACGGAGGAGGCGGCGACGACAUCCGGGUCCUCCUCGGGGCUGUCCUCGUCGCCUUCGGGGCUGGGCCUGGGGCUCUCGGCCCUCCACCGCGCGCUCUACGUCGUCGCCGUCCUGGUCGGCUUCGGACUCCUUUACUACGUCGGGGGCCGCGCUCUGCGGACACGGAAGCCUCCGCGGAAAAAAUAUGGCCUCUUGUCGAACUCUGAAGACCCCAUGGAGAUGGCCUCUCUAGAGAGCGACGAAGAUACGGUAUUCGAAACGAGGAACCUGAGGCGAUGAUGAUGGAGCCCAUGGUGUGACGUGCCAGCCUUUGAACAGAGGAGGUACAGAGCCACUGUCGCCAGCCACCUUUUCCCUGAUUCCUUGUUUUCUCUCUCUCUCUUUAUUUUUUAACACUGUGGGAUUUGUUUUCCUGAAGAGAUGCUGCGUUGUGUGAGCCCUUCCUCUUGUUGAACAGGAUGGCUGGCGUCCCAGACUGACAUGGAUAGCUGGCAUUUUGCCUCCCAAACUGACAAGAUGAAUGUAGCUGGCUGGGGACCAAAGGUGAAAGAGAAUUGGAUGGGGUACACGAGUGAAGGAAUCAAAAUGUAUGUCUUUGUGUGUCUUUAUACAUUCCUAUCGGCGGUUGGACCAGAGGCUGUGAUACGAAGCCGCCAUCCUUGAGGACCACCUGCCUUCAUCCUGGAUUGGUCAAUAAAAUUUGUUCCCACAUAGUUGAGCUUGUGGGCUUCAGGAUGAUGAGAUGGUUGCUCCAUUGGCUCAUCCUCCAGGUAAUGGGUUGGGAAACUGCAGCGGUCCGCACGGUUUGGCUUCUACCUGAACUUGAUAUUGGCUUGUUCUCCAGACAUUUCAGAAUAGCCUCAGUAGCUUUGGGAUUCUGCCAUAAGCUUCUGGAAACUGUUAAGUGUUGAGCAAGAGGGUUCUAGGAGGAGUUACUGGAGGCAGAACAACAUAGGAAUCUGGUUGUUCAGCUGGCUAAAACUUGGUGCUGGCACCUCAUUCUUUUGGAAGGGAUUCUUCCACUCCUCGAACCCCUUUGUGCCCUCUGUGGUUUUCAGCCUGUUUCAGAUUAGCAGGAAAUGUUUGAAUUCUGGGCAUGAACCUAACUUCCUAAAGCUCAGAUAAAUAAUCAUUGGAAACUAUGGGGCAGUUUUAGCCCUCAAGGGAUCCUCAUCUGUAAAAAGAAAUCCCCAUUUUUUUGUUCUCAGAUGCCCCUUAGAGAGUAUGGGGGCACCUUUGCUAUGGUUUUAGGCCCAGGAAAGGCCUUUAUUACAACAAGUAGUAAGCAGAAAAUUGCUUUCUGUUUGCUUUCUGUUUGUUAAAAAGGCCUUUACUGGGCCUAAAAUUGCCCGGGGAAGCAAAAAUCAUGCUGAACCCACACUUCUGGAGGGCUUUUGGGGGGCCAAAAAUUGAAAAACAGUAGACCAGUGAAGUCCUAGGGACCACAAAAGCAGCCCUGGGUCCACACUUUGUCCAGCCCUGCCGUGAAGGGUAGAUGUCACACAGGCUCAGUUGCUGAGCAAUAGAAACGAGUUUUCACAUUAAAAGCAGUGCUGGUUUUACAUGCAAUGGUUGCAAGAAAAGGUUUGUUUGGUUUUUAAAAAAAUUUUCUCCCCAGGAAUGCAAAGAGGAGGGUCUAGGCUGAGUAGGAGAGACUGUGAGUUGUAGCAGGGUAAGCACAUUGUGGUGCUUAGAACCCACUUCCCAGUCCCUUUGAACCCUCCCAAAUUUUGGAAAAGGAAUUAAUUUGGUAUGAGGUUUUUGUUUUUUGCAAUUUUUGCUCCAGUCAGGCAGAAAUCUCCCCCAAACAUGUGAAAAACACGAAAAACUCCCCACCCUUCCCUGCUCAAGCACCUGAAAACACUGCACUACCUCCAAAUGCCUCUGCUUUCCUUUUUAGUCCCUCUCAAAAUGGUGACAGCAAGUAAGACAAUGUCUUUUCAUUUUGAGAGGGACUGCAGAGCAAACAAAAGAGUUUGGAUGUGCUGUAGAGGAGGCUGUCCAUGGGGAGGGUUUGGGGGGAGUUGGCCCCUGUCCCCCGUGCAAUAGCUCACCUGUAUUCUAGUCCCAACAACAUCUGGAGGGCCUCAGGAUUCACACUCGUGCCACAGUCUGCUCGAGAGAUGGCAUCAUGGUGUAAGGCAGGGAUAGGCAAUUUUUACAGGAGUAGGGACCAUAGUUUCUGCCUUGGCACCUUGCUGGGAACAAGGGAUGCAGAUAAGGGCAUGGAAUCAAAACUGGCCCUGCUGGAACUUGUCCAUGUUUGGAUUUUUGUGUCUCUCCUUUGCCAGUUCAAGUACCACAAAUUCCACAUCAAAAAACUGGAUGCUUCUAGAAACAGAAAAGCUUUUUAUGUUUACUCCCCCCUCCCCAGGUCCUUUUGUGCUGUCUUGUGGGCCAUAAAAACUGCCUUGUGAGCCACACAUGGUCCAUGAACUAUGCUUUGCCUACCUUGGUGCCAGGGGAGCUACAUGCCGGCCUGGGAUUAGUAGCCGUACCUUUACAAAUCUUUCCUCUUCCCCUUCUUCGAUGAGUAGCAAGGAUUAAUCCCUCACCUCACUUCCCCAAAGAACCAAGUCCAUUUGAAUUUGACUCUACUCCCCGACAAUAUUUGCUCUUCAUUCCUCUUUUGUGGCUUUGCGCUGCAAACACAAGCCCUCUUCAAACAAUUCCAGUCAUACUGUUUUCUUUGUGAGACAUUCCUUGCUGAAAUGUGAAGUGGAUCAUCUUUUUUCUUUCUGGCUAGCAAAAUGAAAAUCCUGUUUUCUCACUAACCAGUCCUCUAACCGGUGACCAAAGAGUUGUGUCUUUGCAUUAUAACACUUUAUAAUCUUCGGCAAAGCUGUAUUUGAGAAGAGUUUAGGCCAGUUCAGGCUUGUUCUCUGGGUACAAGGUGUGCCCACACAUGUGUGUCGCUAUGGAAAGGAAGGGCCCUUCCAUAGACAUGGCCUGCAACUCCCAUGGUCCCUCACUAUUGGCGGUGCCGGCCAGGGCCUGAUGGGAGCUAUAGAGGAUCGUGUAUUGCUCACCCCUUUAAGAUUAUUGCAACUCUUUGCCUGUCCCCCCAGCCCUGUGUCCUCCAGCUGUUGUGGACUUCAGCUCCCCUCAUCCACAGCAACAUGGGAAUUGUGGUUCAGCUCAUCUGGAAAGGGGCCAAAUUGGGAGGGAUAGCUGGCUGCAAUUUGAAAUGUGUGCAUGCAUGAGUGUGUGCGCGUGCGCAUACACACACUUACAAAACCAUGAAUAUUUUCAUUUUUAAAACCGUACAGACAAGUAAAGAGAACUAAUCUUUUCUUAAAACUGUGAUUGAUGGGGUGCAGGGUUUUUCCUUCCCGAGUUUUGUUUGUUCUGGAGUGGAAAUAAAUCUGCUAAUCUUCCGCUAAAGAAGAAUAAACAGUCCAUCCUCUGGAA